GAUCUAAGAAAGAAAACUGGUUUCCCAGUCUAUCGAUCAGUUGCGGAGUCAUCAUGCAGCAAUGACAAGACACAUUCAUUGACGACACUAUGCGACACAGGGACAGAACCUUAUAAGACAGAACAGGUUCCGCAGCAUCAUUCAGAUCUCACUUUAGACCACGAAAUGGCAUUGUUGAGCAAAGAGAUGGAAAAAAUUCAGUUAGAAUGUGAGUCUCUAGUUAAGCGCCACCUACAAAAAGAAAAAAGAAUUAGUUGCUCAGCAAUUGGCUCUGGAGUGUUAAAGUCUUCUAAUGAAGAGUUACUGAAAAAAGAAUGUGACAGUUCUAGGCUGUGGCACCACGCUUGUAGGGCCGUAGAGAAGCACUACGAGAAUUAUGGAUACGAAGAAGAAGAACGGGAGAGAUGUUCUAGCUCAAGUGCAUACAGCACCGGCGACAGUUCAACAUAUGCAAUAGUUUUGGAACGUACCGCUAGAUGGUGCCCCACACCAGGGACUAAAAGGCCUUCACCCAAUCAAGAGAAAUCAUUAGCGGGCGCUCAACCUUCUUACGUUGUAAGCGGUACGAGUGGUUUAACAAACGAAAAGAUGAGACAUCUGGGGUCUUCUUCACAAGAUUCGCUCGUGAAACAAAGCCCAACUUCCAAAAAUGAUCUAUCAAUGCUUCUUGGGAAAACAAUGUAUACCGACAGAACACACUUACGUCACACCAUCUGGUUGCAGCAAGAACUAUUUCGUCAGGCUUUGCAAGAAAACACCUCGCAAAGCUGUGCAUCCUUCCGAGACAGUCAACACCGGACAGACAUGCGCAAUAGACUAACUACAUCUUAUCCACAAUUCGGCGAUAUUUUUGCGGAGAGAGCACUGCAAAACCACUUUCUGUUUGAAUGGAGGUUGAAAAGUCGACCAGAUGGCGCUAGAUAUAUCACCCGUCACCCAAUCCGUAACCGCAUACUUCGAGAACGUUCCCUAAAAAUCAUGGAGGAACGGUGUGGACUUACAACAGAUGACGACACCGUGAGUGAAAUGAAACUUGGUCGCUAUUGGCCAAAAGAGGCAAGAAAGCGACACCUACAACAAGCAAAAGAAAGAAGAAAACGGGAAUUAUUUUUAAAAACCCACCAGGAACGAGAACCAGAAAUCAACAAGGGAUCUUCUUGUUCAGACGUGGUACAGAAAGACCAGAUUAAAACAGUUAGAGCUGAACAGAAAGAUAAAUGUUCCCGUCAAUCACCACUCCACAACAG
Limulus polyphemus (Atlantic horseshoe crab) is the source of this 1247-nucleotide messenger RNA. Its product is annotated as PDZ domain-containing protein 4-like. The annotation marks the transcript as partial. Lineage: Eukaryota; Metazoa; Arthropoda; Merostomata; Xiphosura; Limulidae. The record is from RefSeq and is a predicted model, not a curated record. The transcript has a single exon.